Messenger RNA from Melanotaenia boesemani (Boeseman's rainbowfish), 6853 nucleotides. RefSeq names its product collagen, type II, alpha 1b (gene col2a1b). Gene Ontology annotation, cellular component: collagen type II trimer. NCBI's taxonomy places the organism in Eukaryota, Metazoa, Chordata, Actinopteri, Atheriniformes, Melanotaeniidae. Bases 324 to 4799 code for a protein of 1491 amino acids. The record is from RefSeq and is a predicted model, not a curated record. Gene Ontology annotation, molecular function: protein binding; extracellular matrix structural constituent. The transcript is spliced from 54 exons.
AGAAUGGGAGGGAAACGGGCGCUCAAAUUUCAGCCUGACAGGGGGUAAGGGGCCGGACUGAUAUUUGGGAAUAUACGAAGAUUCAUUGAAGGCAACGGACACAUAAAACUAACGCGGCUGGCCUGAAGCGGUCGGUGCUGAGUUUGUGCUGCAGGUCCGGGUCCUGCCGCUGGAUUCCCCCAUCGGUUCUCCGGGAAGAGUGAAUGUCGAAUGGUCUGGCUGUUGUAACUGGGGACACAAAACACUAAAACAGUGAGAGAAGCCUUCGCUCCCCUCGCACCCUUCUUUCUCCCACAGGGAACCUGCAUGUCUAAUAUUUAGACAUGUUCAACUUUAUGGAUUCCAGGACUGUACUGCUACUUGUAGCAACCCAAGUUUGUCUAUUAGCCAUUGUGAGAUGUCAACAAGAUGAUGACCAGGAGGACGCUUUUAGCUGUUUACUAGAUGGACAGCGUUAUAACGACAAGGAUGUAUGGAAACCAGAGCCUUGUCGCAUCUGUGUGUGUGACACUGGAACAGUCCUGUGCGAUGAAAUUGUCUGCGAGGAGCUGAAAGACUGCCCCAAACCUGAAAUCCCAUUCGGAGAGUGUUGUCCCAUCUGCGCUGCUGACCAGCCUCCAUCUAUUGGAGUACCUGGAGCUAAGGGUCAAAAGGGUGAACCUGGAGACAUUACAGAUGUUGUAGGACCAAGAGGACCACAAGGCCCAAUGGGGCCACCAGGAGAGCAGGGACCCCGCGGACCAAGAGGAGAGAAGGGAGAGAAGGGAAGUCCUGGUCCCCGUGGAAGAGAUGGUGAGCCUGGUACCCCUGGAAACCCCGGCCCCCCUGGACCUCCAGGACCAAAUGGACCCCCUGGCCUUGGUGGUAACUUUGCUGCUCAGAUGGCGGGUGGUUUUGAUGAGAAGGCUGGCGGCGCUCAGAUGGGUGUGAUGCAAGGACCAAUGGGCCCUAUGGGACCCAGAGGACCUCCUGGCCCCACUGGAUCACCUGGCCCACAAGGUUUCCAAGGCAACCCAGGAGAGCCUGGAGAGCCCGGACAAUCUGGCCCCAUGGGUCCCCGUGGCCCCUCUGGACCUUCUGGAAAACCUGGAGAUGAUGGUGAGGCUGGAAAACCUGGCAAAGGAGGUGAGCGUGGACCUCCAGGACCUCAGGGAGCUCGUGGAUUCCCAGGAACUCCUGGCCUGCCUGGCAUCAAAGGACACAGAGGUUAUUCAGGUCUUGACGGUACAAAAGGAGAGACCGGUGCUGUUGGCUCUAAGGGUGAGGCCGGUGCUCCAGGAGAGAGUGGUGCACCCGGACCAAUGGGACCUCGUGGUUUGCCUGGUGAGAGGGGGCGUCCUGGGCCCAGUGGAGUUGCUGGAGCACGUGGAAAUGAUGGCCUACCUGGUCCUGCUGGUCCUCCAGGUCCUGUUGGUCCAGCUGGAGCUCCAGGCUUCCCUGGCUCUCCUGGUUCAAAGGGAGAAGCUGGACCUACUGGUGCUCGUGGACCUGAGGGAGCACAGGGACCCCGUGGAGAGUCUGGCACUCCUGGAUCACCAGGACCUUCUGGUGCUUCUGGCAACCCUGGUACUGAUGGUAUCCCUGGAGCUAAAGGUUCAGCUGGUGCUCCUGGCAUCGCUGGGGCUCCUGGUUUCCCUGGACCUCGUGGGCCUCCCGGGCCUCAGGGAGCAACUGGACCUCUUGGGCCAAAGGGAACAUCUGGAGAUCCAGGUAUUGCAGGGUUCAAGGGAGAAGCUGGACCCAAAGGAGAAAUUGGACCAGGUGGUCUUCAGGGAGCCCUUGGUCCACAAGGAGAAGAAGGCAAGCGGGGACCCAGGGGUGAGCCUGGUGCUGCUGGACCACUUGGACCUCCUGGAGAGAGAGGAGCCCCUGGUAAUCGUGGUUUCCCAGGUCAAGAUGGUCUACCUGGUCCAAAGGGAGCCCCUGGUGAACGUGGACCCUCUGGAGCCAGUGGUCCAAAGGGUGCCAAUGGUGACCCUGGACGUCCUGGAGAGUCUGGACUUCCAGGUGCCAGGGGCUUGACUGGUCGCCCUGGUGAUGCUGGACCUCAAGGCAAAGUUGGGCCCUCUGGAGCUGCUGGUGAGGAUGGUCGUCCAGGACCCCCUGGCCCUCAGGGAGCCCGCGGACAGCCUGGUGUGAUGGGAUUCCCUGGACCCAAGGGAGCAACUGGUGAACCUGGCAAGGGUGGUGAGAAAGGACUGGCUGGAGCUCCUGGUCUGAGAGGUCUGCCCGGCAAAGAUGGAGAAACUGGCCCUGGUGGACCCCCUGGCCCUGCUGGUCCUGCUGGCGAGAGAGGAGAACAGGGACAGCCCGGACCCUCAGGCUUCCAGGGUCUUCCUGGACCUCCUGGUCCUCCUGGUGAAGGAGGCAAACCUGGAGACCAGGGUGUUCCUGGAGAGGGUGGGCCUGCUGGUGCCACUGGACCAAGAGGAGAGCGUGGUUUCCCUGGAGAGAGAGGAGCUGCUGGCACUCAGGGUCUGCAGGGACCCAGAGGUCUCCCUGGAACUCCUGGAACUGAUGGCCCUAAGGGUGCCAUUGGAGUAGCUGGUGGUCCCGGAGCUCAGGGACCCCCAGGCCUACAGGGAAUGCCUGGAGAGAGAGGAUCUGCUGGUAUUCCUGGGCCCAAGGGAGACAGAGGUGACAUUGGAGAAAAAGGUCCUGAAGGUGCUUCAGGCAAAGAUGGUGCCAGAGGUCUUACUGGUCCCAUUGGUCCUCCUGGUCCAUCUGGUCCCAACGGCGAAAAGGGUGAAUCUGGUCCCGCUGGCCCUUCUGGAGCUGCUGGUGUUCGCGGUGCUCCUGGUGACAGAGGAGAGACUGGACCUCCAGGACCUGCUGGUUUUGCCGGACCUCCUGGUGCUGAUGGUCAGCCUGGAACCAAGGGAGAGCAGGGAGAAUCAGGACAAAAGGGAGAUGCUGGUGCCCCUGGACCCCAAGGGCCAUCUGGUGCGCCUGGACCUGCAGGUCCCACAGGUGUUUCUGGACCUAAAGGGGCUCGUGGUGCUCAGGGUCCUCCUGGUGCCACUGGUUUCCCUGGAGCUGCUGGUCGAGUUGGACCUCCUGGUCCCAAUGGUAAUCCUGGACCCUCUGGUCCUGCUGGCCCUCCUGGUAAAGAUGGACCCAAGGGAGUAAGAGGAGAUGGUGGACCACCAGGCAGGCAGGGUGAUGCUGGACUGCGUGGUCCUGCUGGGGCUUCUGGAGAAAAGGGAGACCCUGGAGAGGAUGGUCCUCCUGGUCCCCCUGGUCCCUCUGGUCCCCAAGGAUUGGCUGGUCAGCGAGGUAUUGUUGGUCUGCCUGGACAGCGAGGUGAAAGAGGCUUCCCUGGUCUUCCUGGACCAUCUGGUGAGCCAGGAAAGCAGGGAGCUUCUGGUGGUGCUGGAGAUCGUGGACCCCCUGGACCUGUUGGACCUCCUGGACUCACUGGACCAGCAGGAGAACCUGGCAGAGAGGGCAACCCUGGAUCUGACGGCCCUCCUGGUAGAGAUGGUGCUCUUGGAAUCAAGGGUGAUCGUGGUAGCACUGGUCCUGCAGGCGCCCCUGGUGCUCCCGGUGCCCCUGGUGCUCCUGGCCCUGUGGGCCCCACUGGCAAGCAGGGAGACAGAGGAGAGCCUGGUGCACAAGGACCUGCUGGAUCUCCAGGACCUGCUGGAGCCAGAGGAAUGCCUGGACCCCAAGGACCCCGUGGUGACAAGGGGGAGGCAGGAGAAUCUGGUGAGAGGGGACAGAAAGGACACAGAGGUUUCACUGGUUUGCAGGGUCUCCCUGGACCGCCGGGUCAAGCUGGAGAUCAGGGUGCUACUGGACCUGCUGGACCUUCUGGACAAAGAGGACCGCCUGGACCUGUUGGCCCUGCUGGAAAGGAUGGUGCAAAUGGUCUGCCAGGACCCAUUGGACCCCCUGGACCUCGUGGUCGUAGUGGAGAGACUGGCCCAGCUGGUCCUCCUGGAAAUCCUGGACCCCGUGGUCCUCCAGGUCCCCCUGGCCCAGGCAUUGACAUGUCUGCCUUCGCCGGUCUGGGUCAGACUGAGAAAUCCCCCGAUCCUCUCAGGUACAUGAGGGCUGACCAGGCUGCCGGAAAUCUCCGUCAGCAUGAUGCAGAGGUAGAUGCCACACUCAAAUCUCUCAACAAUCAGAUUGAGAACAUCCGCAGCCCAGAGGGAUCCAAGAAGAAUCCUGCACGCACCUGCAGAGAUCUAAAGCUUUGCCAUCCUGACUGGAAGAGCGGUGAGUACUGGAUUGAUCCAAAUCAGGGCUGCACUGUAGAUGCAAUCAAGGUCUUCUGCAACAUGGAGACAGGGGAGUCUUGCGUGUACCCUAAACCUACCAGCAUACCACGCAAGAACUGGUGGUCCAGCAAGAGCAAGGACCGCAAACAUGUCUGGUUCGGAGAGACAAUGAAUGGAGGAUUCCACUUCAGCUAUGGUGAUGACAGCCUAGCACCCAACACUGCUGCCAUUCAAAUGACUUUCCUGAGACUGCUGUCCACCGAGGCCUCUCAAAACCUCACCUACCACUGUAAGAACAGUGUGGCCUACAUGGAUGCCUCAACAGGCAACCUGAAGAAGGCGGUGCUUCUCCAGGGCUCCAAUGAUGUGGAGAUCAGAGCCGAGGGUAACAGCCGCUUCACUUAUAGCGUCAUGGAAGACGGCUGUACGAGACACACAGGACAGUGGGGCAAGACAGUGAUCGAAUACAGGUCGCAGAAGACCUCCCGUCUGCCCCUUGUAGACAUUGCCCCCAUGGACAUCGGUGGAGUAGACCAGGAGUUUGGAGUUGACGUUGGGCCAGUCUGCUUUUUGUAAAGAACGAGGGAUUGCAAAGAAGAUAGAGAAGAAGUGGACAUUUGAAAAAAUUACAAAAUGAAAGAGGAGCACACUUCAGAAGAUGGAGAAGAGGAAAAGAAAAAUCAAGACACUUUUUUUUUAAAUGGGACUUUUUUCUAAGUAAAAAGUGCUUUUCCGAGUCGAACUUUGUAGGAUAUCUGCACUGAAUGGCACUGGCAACUGUCAUUUGUGAUUCAUCCAGCAUUGCCUCCAGUCAGCUCUCCCUCCCACCAUGCACACCCUCCAUUCCCUAAAUAUCCCCGUCUUUAGUCUUUGUGAAACACAAUACCCCUACCUACACCAUAUCUAUGAACAAAAAGGAGGAAGUAUGAGAAGAGUACAGGAACAUACCAGGGAACGAGAGAGAGAAAACAGUGUUUGGGUUUUAUUUAUUUAUUGUUUAGGUUUGGGUCCCAGGUGUGGUAGGACUGGGUUUUGCAAAGUAAUAAAAACCCAGUUACACAUAUUUAAAAGAAACAAAAAACUCAUCCACCAUUUUCCUCUUUUAUUUCCUCCUCUUUCCUUAUUGUCCCAUUGCUCCAGUAUCAUAUCCACUAAAGAAUACAUAUCUUUGAAACCAAAAAUCUAGCUACAUACUGUAGAAUGCAGGUGUUCCUAUUUCUACUACCACAGUGUGUAUCAAAAGUUACUGUGUAUUAUAAUAAAGUCAAUGGUGCUAUGUUGUAAAACAGUUUGUAUUUUUUAAACAACCAGAUACUCACAUUUAGUGACUUGUAUAUAUGUAUAUAUAUGUAUAUGUGUGUAUACAUAUAUAUACGGUUUCUUAGAAAGAGCAUUGCACCCUGGGAUUUUGGAUUUCAGAGUGAUAAAUAUCCCCCCUCCUGCUUCAAACACUUAACAAAAAAAUGGCCCUGAUUAAAUUUCACAAUCAAGGCAAUUAAGAAGAAAUUUCCAUUAAUUUUCUGAAUAUUUGUUUUGGUAUUUCAAAGCUACCUCUCACGCACACACACACACACACACACACACACACAAACACAUCACACAAAAGCAUUUCUCCAUGAACCUUUGUGUAAAAAGUCCAGAUUUUAGAUCGGUAUGACCAGUAUGUUUUGGUCAUGAAAGCCCAGUCUGCUGCCCCCCCACCCUCACUCCCAUGUUUGCUGUGACCCUCACGCCCCCCCCCACACACACAACCCUCCCUCACACAGCGUACACCCUCUGCCUCAGCCUCCACACACACAGCAAUGAUUUCAGGUGUGUUUGACUAAUGCUUCACAGGUCAGCGCAGAGGGUUCAUUUGUGUGAGGUUGUGUAUAUUUUAUAUUAUUAAUAAUAUUAUUAUUAUUAAUAAUAAUGACAUUAUUAUAUUAUGAUCUUGAAAUGUUUUUGUUACGUUUUAAUUAAUGUAAAUUGGAAAUAAAAACCAAAACCAAGUAAAGGCUGAUGUUGCUUUUUAUUUAAGUACUCUUUCGUCCCCCACCCACCUCCAUGCUGAAGUAUCUGGGGCAGUGGUUUGUUUUGUUUUGUUUCGUUUUUUUUUUUUGUCUUAUUAGAAAAAAAAGUGACACCUAAACAUUAUUCUGUGCCCUGCUUCCACCUAAUGUUUAACUCAAAAUUUCUAGACAGAGGAAACAUGGAUGGCUUGAUUGUGCUUUGAUGACCAUGACAAAAUAAACAAGUAAAUCACACUGAGUUGAAAGUAUGUCGUGUACGUGCAAAUGUAAAAUAUAUUUCCCAUCAUUUCCUCCAGUGUUAAUGCAUGGUAAAGUAGAGUGAUCAGCUUACUAUGAAUUGAUAAUGUCUUCCUGUACUUCUGUUGCUUCAAUUCAUCUUCUUGGCUUUUUCAACCUCCAGUAGCAAUAAAACGUAGAAGCAUUUCUAUGAACGUAUUAGAGCAAUGUUUCUUUUAUUUUUUACAUAUGUGCUACCUUUUUUUUAUUAGUUUUUUUGAUAGUUUGUUUAUUAUUUAUAUGUAAUUUAUAUGUAUUGGUUUCCACUGUAUGAUUUGAUCCUUGUUUCAGUCAUUGUUGCUUAAUAAAUAGGAAAGUAAACAGAAACACAUUGAUAAAAAU